This is a messenger RNA of Dicrocoelium dendriticum, 5237 nucleotides long. The record is from the annotation of a GenBank genome assembly. NCBI's taxonomy places the organism in Eukaryota, Metazoa, Platyhelminthes, Trematoda, Plagiorchiida, Dicrocoeliidae.
CGCCAAACGCGUGCCGUCGUAUGUGCUCAUUAUAACACACAAGCAAACGUCGAUACACGUAUACGGCCUUAACUCCUGAUGAGCGACUCGUCAUCUACCGCGACCGCUAGACAGACGAUAGGACACACAGAUCCACUGAGCAUGAGUGCAAACUUGCCCGCGUUCAAACUCAAUUGGUGCAGUUGCUCGUGUUCAUUUUUCGUACACACCACUCCACAUUCGUGAUCUCGUCUGCUCUCCCGAAGGUACCAACUACCCUACUCUUCUUUACGUCACCGCUCUUCCCAAUCUAAAUUGCCUGAUCUUCCACCUUCACUUCUGUGUGUUCGUUUGGACAACGCUAUUAUUGCUUGCAACGCGCUUACCCCAUGUCAUGCGUUUGGUGGUAUCAUCUUCGUGACGGCGGAUCUAAUCACAAACAGCUCCGCUGCAUCCGUCACAUUUGAGAGUCCUUCCAGGCCGCUCCAGUGGACCGAAGUUGACUUCUCUCUCCGCCUAUUCUAUUAUGGAGGACUCGGCUGAAGCAUCAUUUCUUUCUGAGGAACGUGAUUCUUUAACUUCGAUAGCCGGAGACGCUUUGGUAGAAGCCCAGAAGAAGCUAUCUUGUGACGGUAUGAACUUGAGAAUUAUCAACUCCCAUGGCAAUUCUUCUUCGCCCGGCCUCAUGGAAGCUCCGCCAACAGAACUGCCCUUUUUCUCAUUACCUUUGUUGACGAGCACAGCAUGCAGCUCACCCAUAUCUCCAAGUGCACGAACGUCGACCUUAGCUGCGGACUCGCUGAUCGCUCCUUCACAAUAUUUAGUUUCUCAUGAAAGUAUGUCGGUCGAACCAGCUAACUGCUCUCCAUUAGAUUCGCAUACUGUCUCCCCUGUACAUUCAUUCCCAAGUGCCUCACCAAGCAACUCUUCCAUCGUCGGUUUACCAACAGCAACAGCCAGCCCGAUACCAGUUAGGCGUCCUCGUCACAAGCCUGGAGAACGACGUGAAUUACUCACUCGUGCUGUGGAAGACGUGUUAAAGUUGAACAUUUCCAUGCGUCGAGCUGCUCAAAAAUAUAAUCUGGCCAAGUCUUCUUUGUGUGACUUUGUGCGCAAAAACAAGAUUUCAUUGCCAAACUUACGAUUUAAACCCAGCGUUUUGGAGAUGAGCAGCUCCUCUGGAUCGCGGUCGUGUGUAACGGGCUUCAAACGCGCCUGCCCUGAUGACAAUGAACUACCCGUAACCCCAUCUAGUCCAUCAAAACUGACCUGUGGGAUCGGACGAAAGCAUUCUUUUGUGCAUACAGAUUCGGCGCUGUCCACUACGGCUUCAUUGCCGUUGAUUGCCUCAGUUGGUUGCGACAUUGGCUAUGAGCAGAUCGUGUCUUCUGGAUUUUACGAUUCAACGGAUUCAGUGGACUCUUGUCCCCAUACUGCACCUUACAAUGCAAUCCCAGUUUCAGCUGAUGUUGGCUGCACCCAACCUCGCUGUAUUCCUCAUUCUGUCAUCAGCGGGCUUCCUGGUCGCACUUCGACGUUACUUUCCUUUUCCAAGCCAUCUCGUAUUGAAAGCCCUUGGCACAAUUCAGCUGGCCUCCCCACCCAAGUCCCAUUGCGCUCUUGGAGUGCACAUAACACACAUAAUUUGACCGGUGCGGGGUUGGGCAGCAUAUCUGGUUGCCUCGACCGGAAGUUCCCUUUCAACUCGAUGCAUCAGCUCAGGCAAACAGUCGAGUCACAUGGUCUCAUUUCUGAAUCCGGUUCGCGUCCGCUUUCUGAUGGUUCAUUUGCUCCCACGAGUGGCCCCUCCAGAGACGGCAGCGACCACUCAACCCAUUUUGGCUCCGCGAAUGAAAUCAAUUCUCACUCUGGUGACACCGCUUCUAGGGGACAUACAGCGCCUCCGGAUUCUUUUGGUAGCCGCACAUCACCGGUGGGUUUCAUGCCCAUCGCCGAACCCCAUGCUCUUUCAGAUAAACUUCCUGCGCUGAAUUAUUCAUCUAACAGUGGGUGCAUGUUCAUGGGAACAUCGCGAGACACAUCUCAUAAUCCAAGAAAAGAUACAUUCACGUCCUCAUCAUAUUGUUCCAGAGUUGACACGAACUCUUCGGCUAGUUUUCGAUCCACAGCUCUUCCAGCGGAUUUCAGCACUCACACCUAUCCACCCUCUUCAACUUAUUCCGCCAGUCCCGUCAUUUCAUGUGCCAAUGGAUUCAACUCCAUUGUCGGCCGAAAUGAUAACAACCUUUUCCUUCGAACAACGGAUCUUCGUUUGCCGUUUACAUCGUCUGAUCCAAAGCCAAACUCACAACCAAGCCUCGCCUCUUCCACCGAUGGGCCCACUUUUGUUCCAUUAUCCCCGACGAAACCAAACACUAGCAGUUGUACGAUUCCCAGUUUGCUCAUUCCUCCUUGCUCAUCACUUGCCUCUAUACUUUCAGCAGAUAUCUCUUCUCUGCAGCAGACUGCUCUAGCAACUCUUUUAUUCCAACACUCACAUAAUGUCGGUCCCACUCCUACUUCUCUCUUCCGUUUGCCGAACCUGAUGGGGUGUCCCACUAAUCUGUCCCAUUCUAUCCACACUGCUGGUGCCGAUGAUGUAGUUGGCCAUGCAACACCUCUCAUUCCUGAUUUCGUCCCAACCCAAGCCACCAUCCCAGCCCCAUCGCACCUCAGUACCACACGUCUUUCAACCGGACAACCUCAAACACUGCCUACUGUUGCUUCUGUUUGGAACAAACUUAGCGGAGUGCUUUCUGCCGCCGAUUUGCUACAGCAGUUAGGCCUGGAUGAAAUUCAGCAAUUUGUUUACCGGCAAGCAAACUCUCAAUUCUCAAGUGUUCACAACCCAUCGCCGUCUGUCUUGGCCUCUUCCCUAGCUGCCCAACUUCUUCCUCACUUAUCUAGCCAGUCCCUCAAUCAUUCAUUUCGCCCCUUGAUUACCAGUCUUCUCGGUUCGCUCAAUCAAAAAGCUCAAGAUCCUUCGUCUUCUACCACACGGGCCGUUAAUCUGAACCCUCCAGUAUCGAGUUUUGACCCCUCCGCAAACGGUAACUUGUCACCAGAAGAAGUUACCGCUACAUUCAUCAUUAAUACUGCUCCAAACAUGAACAAACCCAAUCCAUAUACUCAAGGUCUUGUAGAUUUUAUUAACAAAUCUCCUUCUCCGUUUCACGCUGUUCAUGCUGCAUGCGGCAUUUUGACUUCCAGUGGCUUUCGAGAGCUCAGCGAGUCUGAGCCCUGGAAGUUAAGACCCAUGGACUGCGUGUUUGUGAAGAAGAAUGGCUCCACAAUACUCGCUGCUGCCGUGGGUGGAAAAUUUAAGCCGGGCAACGGCCUUCAUCUCAUCGGCGCUCACACAGAUAGUCCGUGUCUCCGAUUGAAGCCAGUUUGUGACCGUACAAAGGAAGGCUAUGUGCAGUUGGGUGUGGAGACAUACGGUGGCGGGUUAUGGUACACUUGGUUCGACCGAGAACUCAAGGUAGCCGGCCGCGCCGUGAUGGCAAAUUCCACCGGAAGAUUGGAAGAACAUCUGGUCCACAUUGACCGCCCCAUUGCAUGUGUCCCCAGCUUGGCAAUUCAUUUGAAUAGAGAAAUAAAAACUCAAGGAUUCAAUCCAAACUCAGAACAACAUUUGCUUCCUGUCCUCUGCACCUCGCUAAUGGAUCAGUUAAACACUGCAGAGGACGGGUCGACAAUGGAUCCAGUGCCGCCCAUUCUAGACGGAAGCCGACUCACUGCCACUGCCUCUUGUGGUAAACGCCGUUAUCCGACCGGUCUGCUACGUGCGAUUACCGAUCAACUGGGUAUCCCAUAUCAGGUAGAAUCACUUGAAUUGGAGCUCUAUCUGGCGGACUAUCAACCGGCUCGUAUCGGUGGUCUACACAACGAAUUUAUCCACGCCCCUCGCUUGGACAAUUUGUUCAAUUCGUACACCAGCUUGAGUGGGUUAGUUGCGUCGUUACCUACUCUGUCGGAGGACACCUGCCUACGUGUCGUAUGUUUGUAUGAUCACGAAGAGAUUGGCUCUACCUCUACUCAGGGAGCUAAUUCGUGUCAUACAAUGAAUAUCCUUCGACGAAUUACCAACGCUUUGGCCGGCGGUAAAUCCGCGUUUGAAGGGUUAUCUGACGAGGACUCAGUCACCAUUUCUGACAGUCACUUUGAGGAAUCUCUGAGCAAAUCUUUCCUCUUGUCAGCGGACCAGUCGCAUGCGGUGCACCCUUCUUAUCACGACCGCCACGAAGUCAACCAUAAACCUCAAUUCCAUUGUGGUAUUGUGUUAAAGUAUAACACAAAUCAACGCUAUGCCACAAACGCUUUGACCGCUGCUGCUGUACGAGAGAUUGCUCGCUUUGCGGAAGUUCCAGUUCAGGAAUUCACGAAUCGUCAGGACGUGCAGUGUGGUUCGACCAUCGGGCCUCUGCUGUCCGCCCAACUGGGCGUGCCAACUGCGGAUGUGGGUUUCGCGCAGCUGGCGAUGCAUUCUUGCCGCGAGUUGUGCUGCACCACAAGUGUAGGGCAAGCAGUGCGCUUCUACUCUGCCUUCUUCGAACACAUGCCCAAAUUGUGGCCUCCCUGUUAAACAACGGACCCACUUCAACUCCGAACACUGCCCCUGCAUUCCUUUAACAUUUUAUGCGUAACUCGCAACCUGGUCCAUCAACCUUACCGUUCGCAGGUCGUUUUAUAUUCCAUCCCUGCUGUUCAUUGACCUAGUAAUUUAGAGGUUAUUUUAACACGGGAUUAUUAUCUCUCUCAUUUGAACUUCCUGUCCAAUAGCCAGUACAUGCCGAAGUCUUUCUGACCACUGUUCUCUGUUACUCUUUGCUCAAUUGGCGCUUUUCACUCCAUCCAACGUGUGUGUACCCUUUAUCUAUGGAUUAUUCUUGUCGCCACUAUUCUCUACUAUAUUUUUCUUCUUCAGUUAACAACCGAUCAUCAUUUAACAUAGAGAAUUUUUUGCAGCUGUUCGUCGUUUUUUUGUUACUUUUUUACCAGCUCAUCUCUAACAUCCCAUCCGAGCAUGUUUAUGCGCAUGAUUCUCCAACGCUAAACUAGUGAUGCUUAUUUUUGGGGCCAUCCGGGCUCCAAAAAGGAGUAUUCAUGUUAAUCUCCAGUUGAGACCGGACGUACGUUAUUCUACUUGAAUGGCAAAUUGCUGUCCAAAUUUUUAUGUGCGUAUCUGCUGUACUUCUCUUUAUUCAUCGUGCUCCGGCCUUCAUCUUUACUGAUAGAUGUGAUAGAUGUGUCUCAGC